UCACAGCAUAUGGCAAAGCCAUUGACAAGUUCUCACACUUGUUGAUGCGUUUACCAUACGCACCUUCUUAAUUACUUUAACAGGCAUGGCUACCAUCAGACAAGCCAUCGCUCAUCAUCCCGUAUAUAAAUCGGACAUUCGAUCUAUUUGAGGUCUCGUUGUAUACGGUCACUAGCUUAUGCUUGUAAUCGUGUUACAGUUGUCUUGGUUGUUUCUCAAUACACCUUUAACCGCACCUCUCGUGUUUUGACUCUUGUGACUCAUCAUCACAAAUUGGUGAACGUGCCAGUUUGGACUUCAAGACCUGCCGUGAGUCAACGAGAAGGAACAUCGCCCCUAUCUGCCACACCACCUAGGACCAGACGACCAGACAACCCACAACGAGAUCAUCUACAUCGAGGAAGGAAACAUCAAUUUUCUCAAAACUGUAAGUGAAUGACGAAUCCUCAAACAACAAUUAGCGACACUUCGUUUACAGCUAUUAAUGAGUCUUUAAUUGAUGAGAUAGACCUAGAAGAAGACGCGUACGUAAAUUCCUUAGCUGAUAGUGUACUAAAAGUUAGAAACAAUUUUGUUACCCAUUGGUCAAAUUUAAUAAGUCUUUGUAAAAGUAAUAUAGAUGAAACCUCAGAUAAACGCUUAACACGAAGUAGUUAUAUUGCAAAAAGAAAGGAAGUCACAGGUCAAGUUUAUCAUUUUUUGAAACAGUAUACAUUUGAAUUGCAUAAGAAGGAGUUUGGAAGUUCAGUCUAUCUUACCGGUGAGGCUAAAGAAAAAGUUUUAGAAAAAUUAGGGACAUAUUUCGUAGAAUUAAAAGCAGACCCCAAUAAAUUUAACCCUUUGUUACAAAAUGUUAGAGAAGCUCAUAGUCGAGAAGUAGAUUUUCGGAAUAAAGCAUUUAAAAUAUUUAAGAGGGAACUUCUUUUCAAACAAUUAGCAUUAGAUGAGUAUGCAAAGAAUCUUGAACAAGACGUAGCGAACGAAACGAAAAAGACUGAAAAAGAGGUAGAUAAAGUAAGGAGAGAAUUUUCAAAGAAAGUAGCCGAUUCUUAUCUAGAAAACACCCGUUUAACAGCAGAAGUAGAAACAUUAACCCGAACAAAUUUUAAACAAGCAACUUUAAUAGCAGAUUUUAAUAAUAGACCCAAAGAAAGUCAGGCAAGCGAUGAGAGUAAAACAUUUUUGACAGAAUACGAGACAGCUAAAACCGAUCUAGAAAAAGCUAAGAGCGAAAUCAUAGGACAGAACGACUGCAUAAAUGAUUUAAGGAAUUCUCUAUCACAACUUAAAGAAGAUACUGAAGAUAAAAUAAAACAACUAAACCAUAGCUACAAUCUAUUAGACAACGCACACGAAGCUUUGAAGAACGCAAGUAAAUUAACAGAAGACGACGUAACAACACUUACAAAUAAAAACCAAGAACUAUCUCAGAAGCUAGACACAUUGCAAAUUGAAGCCAACUCCAAAGAAGCAAGCGUAAAAAUUUUGAAAACAACCAAACGAGACUUAUCCAAUAAAAUCUCUGACCUCGAACAAGAAAUUAAAGCUAAAGAUUUAUACAUUCAAAAACAUUUGAAAUCGACUUUAGUAGCAGAUACGCAAACCCAUUCAAAGCCCACUCAAACAACUAAUAUUAUAACCAUGACGUUAGGCAAUAGUAAUGAAGAUGCACCAAUAACUAAGAGCCAUUUACGUGAAUUAUAUUCACAGGACGAACGGAAAUCUAUUCCGAUUUUUAAAGGCAAAAGAGGAGAGCAGUUAGUUAAUAAUUGGUUAAAAGAUGCGGAAAGAGUCGCACAAAGCGCAGGGUGGGAGAAGAAAGAUAAAAUAAAAUAUUUUUCAGAUAGACUAAGAGGAGAUGCUGCGGAUUGGCAUAGUGAUUAUAUGGAAAGAGCACAAGAUGAGGAAGAUUACGAUGCAUGGGAAAAAGCUUUAAUAAAUAGAUUUCUUACAGAAACAGAGUUAGAAAAUUUAAGAAAACAAUUAAACGAGCUUCGGCAGACCCCCGAUCAAAGCACACAAACUUUCGUUAGUAGAAUUAAUCAGUUAUAUGACAUCAUUCAUGGAAAAGAAAUUACAUUAGGUGACAAAGCGACGAACGAAGCUAAGGCAUUAGCAAUAUCUCUGAGUCAAAUGAGAGGCGAAGCUAAACAAAAAAUUCUUUUAAAGGGUCUCUUGCCUAAAAUAUUGAAAAUAGUUUGGAGCCGCAUGGAUGUUGAUAGUGCUUACGAAGACGUAUGCGAAAACGCCUACGCCGCAGAAACUUUAGUUAAUAGAAUGGAACAGAAUGAAGAUAAGAGUUUAAAGGCCACUAUAGCAGGUAUCUCUGCACACGAUAACGAGCAAGAUAUAGAGAUCUUGCGGCAGAAAACAAAGAUUGUUCAUUUAGAGAAACAGUUAGCCGGUCUAACUAUCGGUAAAAAUGCUCCACAGGAAAACAACGAGAUUGAUUUUCCCUCAAUAGCAGUUGCCGACGCCUUUAACAGACACAGAUCACCUUCCGGCGAUCGUAGACGGUCCAAUUCGGAAAAUCGGAUCCGUUUUCAGCACCCCCCAAGCCGCCAACACAGCGCGGAUAGAAAUAUUCCUCGAUCUAGAGAUAACCGUCCGAGAAGAGAGCCAACUCCACCACCACAAAAUUAUUCAAACAGAUCACAAGGACAAUUUCAGCGUCCCCAAAAUUUUAAUCCUAUGUUUAAUCCUCGUCGUAGAUUUCAGAAUUUAAGUGAAUAUCCCCAGCAUUUUCGAAACCAAACGUUUCGUGCCCAUCAGGUACCGCGCCAGAAUAACUUCGUUACCUCAGGUCCCCCUGGAGCUAGGCCACAGCAUAACGCUUGGUAUAACCCAGCCCAAGGAUUUAGAAAUAAGAGACAUAUAGAGUGUUAUGCUUGUGGAAAGCGAGGCCACUACGCGCGAGAAUGUCGCAGCGUGCCCCCGCCCCCGUCAACAGAACAGCAGUAGGUUUAUCGAGUAACAGUGUUGUAAAUAUAAAUAUACCCGUAAUAUGUAGCGUUACGCAGUUAAUGCGUAUACCUGUGAGUUUUUCUGGUCUAAAGACACAAGCUUUAGUAGAUACAGGUGCCUCAGCUAGUUUCCUUGCACAUCGACUACUUAUAAAUGUACCCUAUGGAGAAGUUAAAGAAAUAAAUACCGCCAACGAUAGCACACAGCUUUUUAGAACAGUAUCAGGAGAGUUAGUCAAACCACGAGGAUGCUACGAGCUAAAUAUUAGACUAGCUCGUAGACACUCGUUUAAACAUCCAUUUUAUGUAAUGUCAGAGUUAGAAGAAGGAUGUAUUUUAGGUUACGAUUUCUUGGCAACUAACGAAAUAAUAAUAAAUCCUAGCGAACGAUCGAUUAGCUAUAAACAAGACAACGAGUUAAAGAAACUUAUAAUACCGCCAUUACAGAUUAACUCAAUUAGCAUAGUUGAUCCACCCCAAUUUAAUUUAGAAGGCAUACCAACAACACACAGGGAAAAUUUAAAGAACCUUUUAAUUUCAAAUUUUUCGCUUUUUACUGAGAAUUUAAAUGAGCUAGGAAAAGCAAAAUCAGUCAAGCACCUUAUACGUACAACCAAGCUUCCGAACGUUAUGCCUAUGAGGAGAACGCCUGAAAGGCUACGACUUGUUGUAAAAAAACAAAUAGAAGACAUGUUAAAACAUAAUAUAAUUAGGCCCAGUACAAGCCCUUUUGCAUCACCUAUUCUUUUAGUAGCUAAAAAAGAAGAAGGACAGAUGAGAUUUUGCGUGGAUUAUCGUGAGUUAAACAGUGUAACCAUAAAAGACAGGUACCCCAUACCAAACAUUCAGCUAAUUAUUGAUAGUCUACACGGUGCCAGGUAUUUCUCGACUCUGGAUUUGCUCAGUGGAUACUGGCAAAUCGAGAUCGAAGAAAAACAUAAAUAUAAAACAGCUUUUAUUUGUGAGUAUGGCUUGUAUGAAUUUAACUGUAUGCCAUUUGGUUUGUGCAACGCACCAGGCACAUUCCAAAGAGAAAUGAACAAUGUAUUAAAGGACGUGCUGUACGAAUUUACACUUGUUUACCUUGACGACAUCAUCGUUUUCAGUAAAACGCUUGAUGACCACAUAAAACAUUUGAAAAUUAUUUUUAAGCUUCUGGCAAAUGAAGGAUUAAAAUUAAAAUUAAGUAAGUGCGAUUUUUUCAAAACAAAAAUUAAAUACUUAGGUCACGUGAUUACAGUAAAUGGUUUUCAUCCAGACAAUAAGAAAAUUACAUCAAUUCUAAACUACCCCGAACCACAAAACGUAAAGCAACUACUCUCGUUUUUAGGAUUAGUUAAUUAUUAUCGAAAAUUCGUUCGAAGUUACGCAGAGAUAGCGCAUUAUUUAACAGAACUGACAAAGAAGUCAUCGACUUGGAUUUGGGAAGAAAACGAAAGGGACGCCUUUCGACGUAUCAAGAAUUCGCUAACCAACAAUCCACUCUUAAGGUAUCCAGAUUUCACCAGGGAAUUUUUAGUAUACACAGAUGCCUCAGGAUACGGGAUUGGAGCUGUGUUAGCACAGAUACAGAACAUACCCCCCUCAGAAUCAGAUCCAACACAGGCCCACGGAGAACAGGAAGUAGUUAUAGCUUAUGCGUCAAGACAUUUAAAUGAAAGAGAACGAAAUUGGAAUGUAUCAGAAAAAGAAUGUUUAGCGAUUGUUUAUGCAUUAGAGCAGUUUAGACCAUACUUAUACGGAAGAAGUUUUAAAGUAUACACAGAUCACAAACCAUUGGAGACAUUAAUGAAGAAAAAAGAUCCGCAUGGCAGAUUAGCUCGUUGGUCGUAUGAAAUGCAAUCAUACGAUAUGAUAGUCCUACAUCGUCCUGGCCAGGAAAAUCAAAAUGCCGAUGCAUUAAGUAGGACUCCAUUACCAUCAAUAGGAUCGAUAAUAUUAGUAAAAGAAGAAAAGGUUCAAAAUGAUAUAAUAUUAGCACAGAGAAAUGAUAAUUAUUGUAAAGAAAUAAUACAGAAACUAGAAGAAAGCAAUAAGAAAGAAUAUAA
Messenger RNA from Daphnia pulex (common water flea), 5011 nucleotides. RefSeq lists its product as uncharacterized. Bases 436 to 2961 code for a protein of 841 amino acids. NCBI's taxonomy places the organism in Eukaryota, Metazoa, Arthropoda, Branchiopoda, Diplostraca, Daphniidae. Gene Ontology annotation, molecular function: zinc ion binding; nucleic acid binding. The transcript has 2 exons. The record is from RefSeq and is a predicted model, not a curated record.